Molecule: messenger RNA, 696 nt
Organism: Centrocercus urophasianus (Greater sage-grouse)
Lineage: Eukaryota; Metazoa; Chordata; Aves; Galliformes; Phasianidae
Product: GDNF-inducible zinc finger protein 1-like
Source: RefSeq, a predicted model, not a curated record
AUGGUUGUUGUAGAGCAGCUUCAGGGAAGAUCCCAUACAGGGGAAAAACCAUAUGUUUGUGAGGACUGUGGUGCUUGCUUUGCUGAUAAAGGCAAACUCACUGGCCACAAAAGGACGCACACGGGUGAGCGUCUCUUUAAGUGUGAUGUGUGUGGAAAACAUUUUGCCACCAAUGAAUAUUUAAAAUGCCAUAAACGAUGCCACAUGGGUGCUAAGCCGUACAAGUGCGAGGUUUGUGGGAAGACGUUUGGAUUGAGAGCCUCACUAGCUCAGCACAGUAAUGUCCACGCAGAGACCCGUCCGUAUUUCUGUGAGCAGUGUGGAAAAACAUUCACCCAGCAGGGCGCUCUCCGGCGCCAUCAGCGUAUUCACACUGGGGAGAAGCCCUACAAGUGCAGAGCAUGCGAGAGAACUUUCACAGACAUGUCCACCCUACGGAGACACGUGUCGAUUCAUGACCGAAACGCUCACUGGAGAAGCUUCUUAAUAGACCUUACGACCAAAAAAAACCACAACUGGUCCAAAAUAGAGACGUUCUCGGGAGCCUGUAUGGACGAGGGCUCGGUACCAGAAAUUUGGUCAGUUGACCGAGGUAAACUUUAUAAACCAGAAAGCGUCAUUCUUAAACAAGUACAGCAGGUGCCACCUAGCGUUAGCAGCGCAGAAGGCACCGACCGCUCCGUCCUGUGCCUGUAA